AUGGAUUACUAGAGUUAUUAAUAUGCUUAUAAUUCUGAAUUAGGCCAAUAGCAGGAUCCAUAUGCUGAUAGGAACUAAUAUAAUUAUCAAUAGCAAGAAUCAGAAAGAGAUAUUCUUGAAUAUUUAAGCAGUAUGGGAAUUUUUAAAAAGGUUUCUACUUUGAUAGAACCACCUUUACAAUAAACAGAAGAUCUAAAAAAAAAGUUACAUGUUUUACAACUUAGAAUCGAAUAAAAUUUCCCAUUUACUGAUACAACUUUUUCUCCAUCUGAAUCUUCUAUUUCAGAUUAAAAACUUAAUCACAAAAUAGAAUGGAAGAGACUUACAUAACUCGUCAACCAAGAUUCAUUAAGAUUUUUAAUUUAGGGAAAACCAAUUGACUUCAUUUAAAGUAGCACAAUAAUCGAAGAUAAGUAUGUAUUAAGCGCAUUAAAUAUUCUAUUGAGCAAAAUGGAUAUGAUAGUAAGAAAUUUUGAAAUCACCUAAAUAAAUAAUGCAGGAAUAUUUGGAAUUUGGGUUAACUAAGCUGGAUAGUGGGAUCUCAUGGUAUUAGAUGAUAAUUUCCCUACUAAAAAUAACUAAUAUUGCAUGGCUUAAACAAAUAAUGGUAUUUGGCUCAUGGUUUUGGAAAAAGCUUUGGCUAAAAUGUACGGAAAUUAUAUGGGUUUGAAUGGAGGUUUCACCCAUAAUGCCUUAACUGAUUUAACAGGAGCACCUACAGAAAUUAUUGAUGAUGGUACAGAAGAAGAAUGGUUUUAAUAUGUGGAUUCAUGGAUCAAGAGAGGUUUUUUGGUAUUUGCAGAAAAUGAUAUAAACACUCGAAGCUCUAGCGUACUAGAAAAUAGCGGAUAUUCAUUUAGCGUAUUGGCCAUAGAAAAUUUAGGAUAAGAAAUUAUUGUCAAACUCAAAUCUCCAAUCAAUUAACUAGUUUAUCAAGGUUAAUGGAGCAACUAGUCUUCUAAGUGGACUAGUGCACUAAGAGAUACUUAUGAUGUCAAGCCUAUUCCAAGUGAAGAUGGUACUUUUUGGAUGAGUUUAUCUGAAUUCAGAAACAUGUUCUAAUAUCUAGGAAAUUUAAGAACUCAUGAAAACUAUGUCUACAAGUGGAUUAACAUUGACCAUACAGGUAGAAAUUAAAGUAUUAUCAAAUUUACAGUAGAAUAGCAGAGUCAUAUGUAUGUUAUUCUCCAUUAGCAAGACGAAAGAAUUGCUACUAAAACCUCUCCUAACUAUGAAUAUCCUUGCACUAGAAUCAUGAUUGCAAAAGUAAAUAACAGUUAAUACUCUAAAACUUAUGAAUAUGUCGGAGCUAAUUAUCAGUCAGAGAGAGAAAUAUUUUUAGAAGAUAUUUUUUAACCAGGUGAUUAUAUCCUAACAAUCGAAGUUUAUUGGGUUUAAGCUGGUGACAGAACAUUUACUGUUAAUUUUUAUGGAGAAUCAGUGCCUACUGUGAUUUAAGAAUUAGAUACUGCAAACCUAUUAGAUAUUUAAAAAUAAAUAAUUUAACAUAUUGCUCUAAAUAACCCUAUGCCAACUCAAAAGAUACGUGACUAUUCAAAUAAUGGUGAACCAAAUAUUAAAAUUUAUAAUGAUAUAAUUGCAGGAAUGGUUUAUUUUGUAUACUAGAAUAGAGGAACAAAGAAGCUAAGGGAGAGAGUAGAAAUGGCUGAAUUAGAAAAUUUAAUCAUUUAAAAACCAUUUGAUAAUAAUAAUCAGUAUGAAGUUAUUAUAUCACCAGGGAAUGAAUAAGUAGUUGUAUAUAAAUAUAAUCCAUUUGGCGAAAAAUUCUCUUUUAAUUGCAAGAUUAAAGCUGGUUUAGAUCCUAUCAAUUAAAGUGAAGUUAAAGCAUCUGACCUUUAGAAUUCAUCUUCUGUUUAUAAUGGAUAGAAUAUGUUUAACAGCAAAGGAUUAAGAUAAUCUAAAUCUUUAAAGUUCAAUAAUAACAUGAGAAGUUCAAAGGUGCACCAAUUAGUAACUAGACAUGACACUUUAGAUGAAAAUAGAAAUUAAUAUUAAGCUAAAGAUUUGAUUUAAUUUAUGAAGGUAAAUUCAGUGCCAUCUAAAAGAAUGUGGAAGGAAUAAGAAAUUGGUGUUUAUGUCUACAAUUAUUAACACCCUGAAGGAGUAGUUAUACUAAUCCAAAAUUUGGGAGAGUAUAAAUAUGAAGAAAAAAUUAAUUUCUAACUCGAAAACUUGAGAAUUGAAAACAGCUAAGAUGAAAUUGCAAUAAGAAGAUUUGAAGUUGACUAUAACAAUAACUCAGUUUAUGUAAUGAUUGAACCUGGCAGUUUCUAAAUGAUAUUUUUAGAUUCAAUUAAAAAAGGUGAACCAUACGUUUACAAAUAAUAUUCUUUAUAUAAAUAUCAUUCUCGUUGA
Molecule: messenger RNA, 2376 nt
Organism: Tetrahymena thermophila SB210
Lineage: Eukaryota; Ciliophora; Oligohymenophorea; Hymenostomatida; Tetrahymenidae
Product: calpain family cysteine protease
Exons: 7
Biological process (GO): proteolysis
Cellular component (GO): cytoplasm
Molecular function (GO): calcium-dependent cysteine-type endopeptidase activity
Source: RefSeq, a predicted model, not a curated record